Messenger RNA from Schistocerca nitens (vagrant locust), 722 nucleotides. RefSeq names its product zinc finger protein 593 homolog. Gene Ontology annotation, molecular function: nucleic acid binding; zinc ion binding. Bases 164 to 571 code for a protein of 135 amino acids. Lineage: Eukaryota; Metazoa; Arthropoda; Insecta; Orthoptera; Acrididae. The transcript is spliced from 3 exons. The record is from RefSeq and is a predicted model, not a curated record.
GUCCAUAACGUCGAUUCCCGUCUCGGCGUACAGAGCGCGAUGAAAUUAUAGUUCGUACACUGAACACAGAUGUCAGUAGCAAUUAUAGCCUCUGUGAAGAGUUACUGAUUUUGUGAAUUUUUGUGAUAUCGUCAGACACGCUGAAGUAUUUCGAAGCCAAACAAUGACUUAUAAAAGGAAAAAAUAUCAUAAAGGCGAUACACAUUUGAAGAAGAAAUGGAGAACGAAGCGCCGAACGAAAGACCUUGAUGAGAUUGAUGAGGAUAUGAAAGAAAAGAAUGCAAAACUGCUACUAAAUCAAGAAAUAGAUUUGGAUAAACCUGGAAAUGCACAGUUUUAUUGUUUGCAUUGCGCGAGGUAUUUCAUUGAUGAAUCUGCACUGACUGAUCAUUUCCGGACGAAAGUUCACAAGCGUAGGCUGAAAGCUCUUGAACUGGAACCAUACACCGUAGAAGAAUCAGAGAGAGCUGCUGGCAAAGGCCAGUACCAACCUCCCAAGAGAAGGAAGAUUGAAACACAGAGUACAGGAGAUGAUACCUGUGUUGAAUCUGGUGACAGAAUGACUGAUUAAAAUAGUCAUUUCUGUAAACACUUUAGAAAAAUAAUCGAAAAUGAUAUUUGCCUCCCACUUAAUGAAAUCUGUAUGUGGAUGCAGUAUGUUAUUACGAACAUACUGCAGCUCAACUUUAUUUGUUACAGGUAAUAAAGCACAUAAAACUGCA